AAUAAAUUAGUAAGCUAUUUUUUAUCAAAAUAAGCUCACCCAUACAGAAGUGUUUUUUCUGAGUUGUGAAAGGUGGCCUGCUGAUUUUAUUUCUAUUAGUACCGUGCCAGAGGCAACCACAGACUCUUCCACCGCUUAGUCUAGUAUGCACACCUAGUCAUCAUGGGAAAUCAGCUGACUGGUGUGGCCCCGUCUCAGAUCCUUCCCGUAGAGCAUUACCUAACAGAUGUGUCCGAUUAUGAGUUUGACCACAGUCUCGGUAGUACCCGAUUCUUCAAAGUAGCGAGAGCAAAAUACAAGGAAGGAUUAGCAGUGGUGAAGGUGUUUGUGAUCCAUGACCCUUCUCUGCCCCUCAGGUCAUUCAAAGAGAAGAUAGAGGACAUCAAGACAAGACUUUCCAACGGUUCCAACUGUCUACCCUUCCUUAGGAGCACACUAUCCGAUAAAGCAGCCCUUCUGUUUCGUCAGUAUGUGCGCAACAAUCUCUACGACCGCAUCAGUACCCGACCCUUCCUUAUCUCCAUUGAGAAGAAGUGGAUUGCAUUUCAGUUGCUUUGUGCACUGAAUCAAGCUCAUCUAGUUGGGGUUUGUCAUGGGGACAUCAAGAGUGAGAAUGUGAUGGUGACUGGUUGGAUCUGGGUUCUACUCACAGAUUUUGCCAGUUUCAAGCCAACCUAUCUUCCAGCUGACAAUCCUGCUGACUUCUCAUUCUUCUUCGACACCUCUCGCCGUCGUACCUGCUACAUUGCUCCUGAGAGGUUCGUAGAGGGCAGCAGCUCACGGCCUGUAGACAGUGCCACCUCCGAGACAGUAGAGGGCCUUCAAGUCAGGCAAGAUGUGAAGGGAGGGGAACUGACUCCUGCCAUGGACAUAUUCAGUGUUGGGUGUGUGAUUGCUGAGCUCUUUACAGAGGGCAACGCGCCCUUUGACCUCUCUCAGCUCCUGGCUUAUUGUAGUGGCGCAUACUCACCUGACGCUGUCCUGGAGCAGAUUGAGGAUGAACACAUCAAGGAUCUCUGUAAACAUAUGCUACAGAAGGACCCAUCCAAGCGAAUGUCGGCUGAACAGUACCUAGUGAAGGGGCGUGGCACGGCAUUCCCAGAAUUCUUCUAUACAUUCCUCAAAGUUUACAUGGGAGAGUUUGCCGGUGUCCCUAUCUACCCGGCUGAUGAGAAAAUAGCAAGACUGCGUAAAGACAUGGGUAGUAUCAUGCAGACUCUAGUAGCCAACAUGGAGGAUGGGGAAAACAAUCAGCGCCAUAGCAACAAUGGACUGGUGAUAGUCCUGUCUCUCGUCACAUCUUGCUUGAGAUCACUCAAGUUCUGUGUCUCACGACUGGGUGCUCUGGACAUCAUGUUGAUGAUUGGUAAACAUUUACCAGAUGACAUCAUACUGGACAGAAUCAUUCCUUGUAUUCUCCAUUUUGUACAUGAUCCCUUCCCAAGAGUACGAGCAGAGGCUAUCCGUACGAUCACCCAGACGCUCAUGCUGGUCAAGUCUGUCCCAAGAGGGGAUGCCAACAUAUUUCCUGACUACAUACUUCCAAAUUUGUCUAACAUAGCUCAGGACCCCAUAGACAUGGUGCGGAUGGUAUACGCUGAGAACAUUGCCGUGCUGGCGGAGACCGCCCUCAGGUUUCUGGAGAUGGUACAGUUGGACCAGAAUGCUGCUCAGAGUGGAGAAACGGACGGUGUGCAGAAUCCAACCCAGUAUCAGGCUAGUUAUGAUGAUGAGCUUCAGAACCUACAUGGUAUGAUCCAGCAGAAGGUCGUCACAUUACUCAGUGAUCCAGAGAACAUUGUAAAGCGGACCCUACUUGAGAAUGGUAUCACCCGUCUCUGCGUGUUCUUUGGACGUCAGAAGGCUAACGAUGUCCUGCUCUCACACAUGAUCACAUUCCUUAAUGACAAGGAGGACUGGCAUCUCAGAGGGUCAUUCUUUGACAGCAUAGUGGGCGUGGCUGCGUACGUUGGAUGGCAGAGCUCGUUCAUACUGAAACCUCUUCUACAACAGGGAUUAACGGACCAUGAGGAACAGGUCAUAUGUAAAGCCUUGAAGAGUGUCACGGGUCUGGUCCAGCUUGGCCUACUUCAGAAGCCUGCCCUGCUAGAAAUGGCCUAUGAGCUCGUACCAUACGUAUGCCAUCCAAAUCUGUGGAUUCGUCAAGCCACGGUUGGUUUCAUAGCCGCCAUCGCCAGGUCUCUCAACAUUGCCGAUGUGCAUUGCAACCUGACACCACUCCUACUACCAUUCCUGAAGAAACCCAUCAUACAGAUUGAUAAAGAGGCUAUCAUCAUGAGCGUGCUGAAGUGCCCCGUAUCCCGAGCCGUCUACGACUACAUCCUCCGCUCCCCGAUCAUCAUCGACUUCUUUGACAACCUGACGGACAGGCAGCUGAUACGUAACCUGUGUAUUAGACCGGGUCACAAACCAGAGUACAACGAACUAGAAAUUGGACAAAUGGCACAGCUUCUGAGGAAACUGCAGUCGCAGGGGAUGACUGAAGAAGACGAAGAUAAGCUCUUGUUUCUGAGAGAGAUCAUGUUGAAGCAGUCUAAGGCUAAGAUUGGGAUGGGCGAUCUAUCGAACCAAUCAUCGUCACCCCAUGACCCCUUCACCCCAGGUCAGGUCAACCUCAGUGUCUAUCCAGCCAUUCAGAAGAAUCACGCUGACCUCAUCAAGCCACCUGACCUCAGGUCAGAGGUCACAGACAAAGCUCAAACCAAGAAGUCCAAGAAGAAGCAGAGUGCAAUAGAUCCAGCAAUGAACGAGGAAUGGAGGAGUAUGUUUGGUACAGCCGCCGACACAAAACCAAUCAAGGCCUCCCAACAGCAAACAUCCAUCAACACCCCACCCCUCCACCCCUCAGGGGGUGACCUGCCUCCCCCUCACGCCCCUGUCCAGCGCUCCGCCUCCAAGGCCGCCCCGCAGAAACCCCCCGGAGGCCAGGACCAGACGCCCCCCUCCUCCGCCCAGGCACAGCCCCAGCCUCAGGGGCAACUCAAGCAACAACAGCAAGCAGCUCAGCAACAGGCGCAACAAGGUGUGGAUGCAAAGGCAGCAACUCAGAGGCAGAGUCCGACAAAGCAACAGCAAGGAAGUGGCAAGCAGGUAUCCCCAACUCAGACGGAUGCAGCACAGGGAGGGGGCAAGGGACAGAUAAACAAGGGUCUCAUGGCCAACGAACCGAUCCGUAUGUCACAGCUCCAAGCCGCAGCCGAGGGAAUACCCGUCAAAAAGCCUGUACAGGAGUCUAAGCCGGUAGCCUCACACAUCCAAGUCUCGUCUUGUCAUCUGAACCUGCGAAGCCUCGUCACUCGGAAGCGAGAUCAGUAUGCCAUGGACAUCAUGCGCAAGAUGCUCAUCCACGACACCACCUUCAACGCGAAGGCUCCGCAGUCGAAUUGGAAACCAAGAGGACUGUUGAUAGCUCAUCUUCAUGAACACAAAGGUGCAGUCAAUAGAUUACAAGUCAGCUACGAUCACACACUCUUCUCGACGUGUUCUGACGACGGCACGGUGAAGGUAUGGGACUGCACGAAGCUCAUUGGCAAGGCCAACACUAACAAGUCAAGACAAACGUACAACAGGCAACCAGGCAAGAUCAAGACGUUGACCUUCUGUCAGUCGUCGCACAGUAUCGCUUCCGGGUCAGACGACGGCUCCAUACACGUCAAUAGAAUAGAAGCGAGUCCACCUAGACUAGCUCCUCUGGACAAACGGCAGCUGAAUGUAAGCGAGGAGGGUGUACCAGUAGACCUGGCCCACUUUGAUACAGGUCCACAAUCAAUCCUGGUCUAUGCUACAUCGCAGGGCUAUCUCGUGGGCUGGGAUCUGAGAUCCCCUACCGAGGCCUUCCGAUUACGCAACCAGCAGAGGCAUGGUUUGAUCACAUCCUUUGUGGUUGACCCCCAGCAGUGCUGGAUGGCAGUGGGUACAACCAGUGGCAGCCAUAUUUGCUGGGACAUGAGGUUCCAACUCCCGAUCACUACAGUUCAACAUCCAUCAGGUGCUCUGGUAAGGAGGGUUCGUCUGCACCCCAGCCAGCAGUCCUUGGUCAUCUCAGCGGUACAAGGAAACAAUGAAGUCUCUAUGUGGGACAUGGAGACAGGGGCGAGACGGUUCACCCUAUGGGCGAGUCCACACCCUCCCCUCUCCCAAACACAGACCUCCCAGCAUGCAAUCCACGCCCUGUACUGCAUCCCAUCUAUGGAGCAGACGCCGUGCUUCCUGACGGCCGGCUCCGAUCAGAGGAUAAGAUACUGGAACAUCACCAACCCUCAGCAAUCGUCCAUUAUAGCAGGAUCGGUGAAUGAUCCUGUAACGCAGCUCAGUGUUUCCUACAAUCAUCGUGUCAUAGACGGUACUGAAGUCAUCGUCGAAACAUACGGCAAGCAGCGUGGUGGAACGGGUUCGGCUGCGACCUCCGGGAGUGACGAGAGUCAACGACGCAGUGCUGAGCAGGUCCCAGUGGGGCAUCGAGAUGUGAUCACAGAUAUGGGUGUCUUCCAGAUAUCGUCCUCAAGUAACGCUUUAAUCACAUCGUCACGGGAUGGUGUGGUCAAAAUUUGGAAAUAAUGAUAAUGGCUGAUUAUAUAGCACUCAUAUCUGUCACACAGUGGCACUCAUGGGGCUUUGACCAUUAUUGCCAAAGUCGCAAAUGUAGAUUAACGUCUUGCCGAAGGACGCCAGUGCCGGGCUGGGAUUUAAACCCCCUACCUUUUGAUCUACAGACUAGUGACUUAUCCACUAGACCACAACACCUUCACCUCCAAAGUGAGAAGAACAUUGUUCAUGGAACAUUCAUCUAUGUCUAUUGUGGAGAUAAGAAUGAUGAGUUUUAUUGUUGCAAUGCACUCUUAAAUACCGAAAGAAGCAAUAUGUCAGAGCCUGUUCUGUCCGACUUAAGAGGUAUGGAACUUUGUCAGACAAUGAAUCUUAAAGGAGCUUUGUAGGUGGAUACACAUGCCUUCUUUUUGUAAACUUAAGUCUCUGAUCAUGACAUUUGACAUUUGUUGAACGCUUUGUGUGACAUUUUGUGGAAUCACAUAGGAAAAUUCUUUAUGGCAUUUUAAAAAAAAAAUCUUUUUUGUUCACCAAAUGUCACAAGUGGGAUGUUUUAUGUACCAAAUGCUACAUGUAUUUGGAAAAGUGAAUUACUAUAAAGUCACCAACACAUUCCUUGAAGUUCAUAAAAUGUAAAGUCAGUAUUUAGGUUGCUCUUACACAGUUGUUACACAACCCUGCUACUUUCACAGCACACCAAACAUCAAAAUGAAUAUGAUGUUUAAUGCUUAUCAAAUAUCUUGUAAUUUAUUGUACAUCUCUAUACCUGGUGCUGUUGAACAAGUGUUGUAAAUGUAUUUGCCUUUAAUUUAUAUAUUUUGAUGACAUUCAUCAGUUACCUGCAACUGCUCUGCUAUCGAUGGGAUGUAGAGAGAGUAUUCAUUUAAUAUGUUGAUGUUGCCCAUUUCAUCUUCACGUCCUAGAAAUCAAUCUUGGUCUUUUUCAAGAGGCAGAAAAUGAAUUAUUAUAUCAAUGAUUAAAUGGUUAAAUUUCAAAGACAUUAAUUAUUUCAUUUAAAUGUUGCAUAUGCAUUUAUGCAUGAUGAAGGGAGUAUACUAAAAGGAGCAUUAAGGCUUCAAACUCUGAAUAAAUCUUGGGGCUUGUCUAACACACAUUGUAGUAGCAUGUUUGAGAACAAAUGUCAGUCUCGAUUCCACAAAAUAUUAUGGCAGUCUUGCCACAUAUGUUUAUCCAUGUUUUAAGGCAUUCCUGUGUUAUCCCAUAUGAUUUGGCAUAUAGAAUCUUGGUACAUUUGUAAGUUGAUAACAUUGUUUAAAGAGGAGGUUGAGUUCUGGGAAGAGGUGAAAAUUAAUCUGUGAGCGUUAUCAUUGUUAUUAUGCAAGUGUGGAAGAACAUCAGAUAAAACAUGCUCCCUGA
Strongylocentrotus purpuratus (purple sea urchin) is the source of this 5943-nucleotide messenger RNA. Its product is annotated as phosphoinositide 3-kinase regulatory subunit 4. The transcript has 30 exons. The coding region runs from base 163 to 4578 and encodes 1471 amino acids. The record is from RefSeq and is a predicted model, not a curated record. Lineage: Eukaryota; Metazoa; Echinodermata; Echinoidea; Camarodonta; Strongylocentrotidae. Gene Ontology annotation, molecular function: protein binding; ATP binding; protein serine/threonine kinase activity. Gene Ontology annotation, biological process: macroautophagy; autophagy of peroxisome; protein phosphorylation. Gene Ontology annotation, cellular component: late endosome; nucleus-vacuole junction; phosphatidylinositol 3-kinase complex, class III, type I.